Stegostoma tigrinum is the source of this 951-nucleotide messenger RNA. RefSeq names its product gastrula zinc finger protein XlCGF7.1-like. Gene Ontology annotation, cellular component: nucleus. The coding region runs from base 1 to 951 and encodes 316 amino acids. NCBI's taxonomy places the organism in Eukaryota, Metazoa, Chordata, Chondrichthyes, Orectolobiformes, Stegostomatidae. The transcript is spliced from 3 exons. The record is from RefSeq and is a predicted model, not a curated record. Gene Ontology annotation, biological process: regulation of transcription by RNA polymerase II. Gene Ontology annotation, molecular function: RNA polymerase II cis-regulatory region sequence-specific DNA binding; DNA-binding transcription activator activity, RNA polymerase II-specific.
AUGGAGAGACAUGAGGACACUUGCACCACAGAAAAGCCAUGGAAAUGUGCAGACUGUGGGAAGGGAUUCAAAUGCCCAUCCAUGCUGGAAACUCAUCGUCGCAGUCACACUGGGGAGAGGCCAUUUAUCUGUCCCCAGUGUGGGAAGGGAUUCACUCAAUCAUCUGACCUUGAGAAACAUGAACGCACUCACACUGGGGAGAGGCCAUUCAUUUGUCCUGAGUGUGGAAAGGGAUUCAGUGACUCAUCCACCCUGUGGAGACACCAGCGAGUUCACACUGGGGAGAGGCCAUUCAUCUGCCCCGAAUGUGGCAAGGGAUUUACUCGGUCAGCCCACCUGCUGAGACACCAGCGAGUUCACACGCGGGAGAGACCAUUCCUCUGCCCUGAGUGUGGGAAGGGAUUCAGUGACUCAUCCUACCUGCUGACACACCAGCGAGUUCACACUGGGGCAAGGCCAUUCCCGUGCUCUGAGUGUGGUAAGGCAUUCUCUCAGUUAGCCAACCUCCGGGCGCACCAACUAGUUCACACUGAUGAGAGACCUUUCAAAUGUUCGCAGUGUGAGAAGAGCUUUAAACGAAGACGUGAAAUGCUGACUCACCAACGCAUUCACUCUGGGGAGAGGCCAUUCACCUGCUCCGUGUGUAGGAAACAAUUUGUCCAUUCAAAAAACCUUCUGAGACACCAACGAAUACACACUGAAGCCUGUGUUUUGUGUCUAAAUGACCCUGUGCUCUGGCUGCUGCUGGUCAAUAAUAUUUCUAACAUAACUUAUUUCCUUAUGAAGGGCUUUCCCUCUCUCCUACUUCCUCCAUCCUCACCUCCGACAAGAAUGAGGAACUUUGACCUCUUAGAGGAGGGUGAAGAAAGUAGUGAUGUUGUGCAUUUGGAUUUUCAGCAAGUCUUCAAUAUGUUCCUGGAGCAUAUGGAAGCUGACAACCAAGACUCCUAA